Molecule: messenger RNA, 374 nt
Organism: Talpa occidentalis (Iberian mole)
Lineage: Eukaryota; Metazoa; Chordata; Mammalia; Eulipotyphla; Talpidae
Gene: CUNH11orf96
Product: chromosome unknown C11orf96 homolog
Exons: 1
Coding region: 1-372 (123 amino acids)
Source: RefSeq, a predicted model, not a curated record
AUGGCCGCCGCCAAGCCCGGCGAGCUGAUGGGCAUCUGCUCCAGCUACCAGGCGGUGAUGCCGCACUUCGUGUGCCUGGCCGACGAGUUCCCGCAGCCCGUGCGGCCCGCCAAGCUGCCCAAGGGCAAGGGCCGGCUGCGGCGGCCGCGCCAGUCCCGCUUCAAGACGCAGCCGGUGACCUUCGACGAGAUCCAGGAGGUGGAGGAGGAGGGGGUGUCCCCCAUGGAGGAGGAGAAGGCCAAGAAGUCGUUCCUGCAGAGCCUGGAGUGCCUGCGCCGCAGCACGCAGAGCCUGUCGCUGCAGCGGGAGCAGCUCAGCAGCUGCAAACUGAGGAACAGCCUGGACUCCAGCGACUCGGACUCGGCCCUGUGAGG